AUGCCGCUGGGCUGGAGGAGGAGGGCAGGGAGCGCCGCGGUGCGGGACUCGGACCGGGCCGAGGCGCUCGCAGUACUAGCGGCUUCUGGUUUUUCUGAGGGCCGCCCCAGAGGCUUUGACCAACGAGUCCGAGCCCGCUCCUGCUACUUCUGGAGCCUGCGGGCCGCGGUUCAGUCGCCACGAGUCCUGUACCAGGCGUCUCCUGGGUGGGCGACGGGAAGAGAGCGUGGCCUCGGCCUCGGCCUUAGCCGGGCUCCGGCCACUCUGGGUGCCGGGGACAGCGUGGUCGUGCAGGAGGCCAAGAAAGUGGUGAAUCCACUAUUUGAGAAAAGGCCUAAAAAUUUUGGCAUUGGACAAGAUAUCCAGACCAAAAGAGACCUCACCCGCUUUGUGAAAUGGCCCCGCUAUAUCAGGCUGCAGCGGCAGAGAGCCAUCCUCUAUAAGCGGCUGAAAGUCCCCCCUGCAAUUAACCAGUUCACCCAAGCCCUGGACCGCCAAACAGCUACUCAGCUGCUUAAGCUGGCCCACAAGUAUAGACCAGAGACGAAGCAAGAAAAGAAGCAGAGGCUGUUGGCCCGGGCGGAGAAAAAAGCGGCUGGCAAAGGGGACGUCCCCACUAAGAGACCACCUGUCCUCCGAGCAGGAGUUAACAGCGUCACCAUCUUGGUGGAGAACAAGAAAGCUCAGCUGGUGGUGAUUGCACACGACGUGGAUCCCACUGAGCUGGUUGUCUUCUUGCCUGCCCUCUGUCGUAGAAUGGGAGUCCCUUACUGCAUCAUCAAGGGGAAGGCAAGACUGGGACGUCUAGUUCAUAGGAAGACCUGCACCACUGUCGCCUUCACACACGUUAACUCGGAAGACAAAGGUGCUUUGGCUAAGCUGGUGGAAGCUAUUCGCACCAACUACAAUGACAGAUACGAUGAGAUCCGGCGUCACUGGGGAGGCAAUGUCCUGGGUCCCAAGUCUGUGGCUCACAUUGCCAAGCUAGAAAAGGCAAAGGCUAAAGAACUUGCCACGAAACUGGGUUAAAUGUAAAUAACUGUUUCUGUAAAUAAAAAU
Molecule: messenger RNA, 1059 nt
Organism: Cebus imitator (Panamanian white-faced capuchin)
Lineage: Eukaryota; Metazoa; Chordata; Mammalia; Primates; Cebidae
Product: 60S ribosomal protein L7a-like
Exons: 1
Coding region: 1-1029 (342 amino acids)
Biological process (GO): ribosome biogenesis
Cellular component (GO): ribonucleoprotein complex
Source: RefSeq, a predicted model, not a curated record